Messenger RNA from Lagopus muta (rock ptarmigan), 663 nucleotides. Its product is annotated as cytosolic beta-glucosidase-like. The record is from RefSeq and is a predicted model, not a curated record. Gene Ontology annotation, biological process: carbohydrate metabolic process. Lineage: Eukaryota; Metazoa; Chordata; Aves; Galliformes; Phasianidae. Gene Ontology annotation, molecular function: hydrolase activity, hydrolyzing O-glycosyl compounds.
AUGUCUGCCUACCAUAUGCGUCAUUGUGUGUUUUGGGAACAACUGCUGCUGGAGGAUAUUGCUUUUCCAGCUGGAUUUGCUUGGGGUGCAGCUACAGCAGCAUUUCAAAUUGAAGAAGGCUGGAAUACAGAUGGAAGGGGCCUUAAUGUCUGGGGCACAUUCACCCAUCAGGGAGGAGAUCGAGUUUUCAAGAACCAGACUGGUGAUGUAGCUUGUGGCAGCUACACUCUGUGGGAGGAAGAUUUGAAAUGUAUCAAACAGCUUGGAUUGACUCAUUAUCGCUUUUCUCUUUCCUGGUCACGUCUGUUACCUGAUGGGACGACAGGUUUCAUCAACCAGAAAGAAGAUGAAGGUGGUUGGAGAUCUAAAAUGAUCUUUCAGAGCUUUGAUAAUUUGGCAAAAUAUUGCUACAAGAGGCUAAGUGUCUCAAUGGCAUGUGUGGCUGAGCAAAUAACGGAUCCCUCUUGGUCUGUUGCAACUGGGAGUCUAUGGCUCGCUGAAGUACCAUGGGGUUUAUACUGACUUCUGUGUUAUAUCAAGGAUAUAUAUAAUAACCCUCUAAUUUACAUCACCGAGAAUGGGUUUUCCCAAAGUGACCCUGCUCUACUUGAUGACAGCCAACAAUGGGAGUAUUUCAGGUCGAAUUUACAGGAAAUUUUAUAA